CGCAGAUUCACCAUGAGAAGUACGUUGCAGCACCUCAAUCUCAAUGGCUGUUGUUCUAUUUUACCAUCACACCUGACUUGACACAAUGGCUAGUCCGGCUAAGAAGCGCAAGAGAGAUGAACUCGAAUCAUCUGCCCAGCGCACCCGGAGCAUAGCGUCAUUCUUUCAGGGCCAAGCAAGCAAGCAGGCCGAGAAGACCCAGCAAGCAUCACAAAUUCCAGCCGAGGCUGAGACGCAAGAUGAACAGACUCUGUCAGAUGAGGCGCUUGCACGCAAGCUUCAAGCAGAGUGGGAUCGAGAAGAUGUCCCACCAACGUCGCAGGUCGAAACUCCUACUAACGAGCCAACACCGGCAUCGGCGCCGGCGCCGACAUCUUUAACCGCGGAGGUCACCGACGUAAAAUCCACCACUGGACCUGGAAAAGGCAUACUCUCUCUUCAGUCAUCGUCGGGCACUGAAGAUACAAUCUCUCUCGCUGUCCCAUUCGACCAGAGUCCGAUCACAUUCGACGCGGCCAAAUACGCGCAGGAGCUGAAGGGCCACUGGGCUGCACAAGGUGGCGACGCUACGUAUGCGCUUCUAACCAGGGCCUUCGUCCUUGCAAAUGCAACGACCAGUCGCAUCAAGAUUGUGGAUACCUUAGUCAACUUUCUGCGGGUCCUGAUUGAGGGUGAUCCUUCGAGCGUUCUUUCCGCGGUUUGGCUCGCGACUAAUUCCAUAACACCACCUUACGACGAGAUAGAGCUGGGUCUGGGCGGGUCGUCAAUCUCCAAGGCUCUCAAGAAGGUCUACGGUCUCAAUAGCCAGAGUCUCAAGUCCCUCUAUGAUAAGCAUGGCGAUGCAGGCGAUGUGGCCUUCGAGGCCAAAAAGAGACAGAGCUUCACCUUGAUGAAGCCUAAGCCAUUGAAGAUCAAGGGCGUGUACCAGUCUCUCAAGAAGAUUGCGCUGAGUAAAGGGUCUGGGAGCCAAGAGGCCAAGCAGAGGAUCGUUGAAAAAUUGCUGCAAGAUGCUCGUGGUGCAGAGGAGAGUCGGUACAUUGUAAGAACGCUCGUCCAGAACCUGCGUAUAGGGGCUGUCAAGACAACAAUGCUCAUCGCUCUUGCUCGAGCCUUCUUGUACUCUAAGCCAGAUGGUGCUGAGUUUUCUGUACGAUCUCAACAAGAUAUGGCACGGUUGAAGAAAGAAGAACUUGCCGAGGUCUACAGCAACGCAGAAGAGAUUGUCAAGGCCUCGUAUGCUCGGCACCCGGAUUAUGAUGAUCUUGUUCCAUGUUUACUCGACGGCGGCGUAACGGAGGAACUCCUCGUGCGCUGUGGGUUACAGCUACACAUUCCCCUCAGACCUAUGCUGGGUAGCAUCACACGCGACCUUUCAGAUAUGUUAACUAAGUUGCAAGGACGAGACUUUGCUUGCGAGUACAAAUACGAUGGACAGCGUGCCCAGGUUCAUUGCGAUGAGGCAGGCAAGGUGUCCGUCUUCUCCCGCCAUUUGGAGAAUAUGACCGAGAAGUAUCCUGAUCUCGUAUCCCUAGUACCCAAGAUUCGUGGCGAAGGGGUUUCCAGCUUCAUCUUGGAGGGAGAGGUGGUUGCAGUCGAUCAAGAAACUGGUGAUUUGCAAGCCUUCCAGAUCCUCACCAAUCGCGCGAAGAAGAACGUCGAUAUCGGUGCUAUCAAAGUGAAUGUGUGCCUGUUUGCAUUUGACCUAAUGUACCUCAAUGGACAGCCAUUGCUCGACCGGUCCUUCCGUGAGCGUAGAGAGCUAUUGCGGAGUCUCUUUGUAGAGGUUCCCAAACGAUUCACUUGGGUCAAAAGUCUAGACGCCACGUCCGCCGAUUCCGAGGCCGUGCUCGAAUUCUUCAAAGGCGCCACCGACAUCAAGUGCGAAGGAAUCAUGGUCAAAGUGCUCGACAACGUUCUCAAGCCAGAACUCGACGCGAACGGCGUGACUACUGACCCCACUCCAAUCGAUAAAUCCGACUCCAAAUCCUCCUCCUCAACCACGACCAAAGCGGGAGGAGGCGGGCGACGCAAGGCCCUCCUUUCAACCUACGAACCCGACAAGCGCCUGGAAUCGUGGCUCAAGGUCAAGAAGGACUACAGCACCUCCUCCGAGACGCUGGACCUGAUCCCCGUUGCCGGAUGGCACGGGCAGGGCCGCAAGGCCAAAUGGUGGUCGCCGAUCCUCCUUGCGGUCCGUAACCCGGAGACUGGCGGCCUCGAGGCCGUGACCAAAUGCAUGUCCGGCUUUACCGACAAGUUCUACCAGGCGAACAAGGACAAGUACGCCCAGGGGACGCCGAACGUGAUCUCGCGGCCCAGCUACGUGGAAUACUACGGCUCUCCGGACGUCUGGUUCGAACCGCAGGAAGUCUGGGAGAUGGCUUUCGCGGACAUCACCCUCAGCCCGACGUAUCCGGCCGCCAUCGGCCUCGUGAGUGAGGAACGCGGUCUGAGUCUGCGGUUCCCGCGGUUCCUGAAAGUGCGCGAGGAUAAAUCCAUCGACGAGGCGACCACCUCGGAUUACCUAGCACAUCUUUGGAGGAAGCAGUCGGAGAAGAGUAAACUGGAGGGUGCGCCGCCCGCACUGGGGGAUGAAGUCGAAGAUAAUUAGUAGACUGUUUGGGAAUAUUAUGCCUGAGCUUGGGGUUAUCAACUCAGUUCACAUCCUUGAUACACAUGAUAAAACUAUUGUCUCGCCUUUGGUUAUAGUCAUAAAAUAUACACAUGC
Aspergillus saccharolyticus JOP 1030-1 is the source of this 2728-nucleotide messenger RNA. Its product is annotated as putative DNA ligase I. Gene Ontology annotation, cellular component: DNA ligase III-XRCC1 complex. Gene Ontology annotation, molecular function: ATP binding; DNA binding; DNA ligase (ATP) activity. The transcript has a single exon. Gene Ontology annotation, biological process: DNA biosynthetic process; double-strand break repair via alternative nonhomologous end joining; mitochondrial DNA repair. The record is from RefSeq and is a predicted model, not a curated record. The coding region runs from base 86 to 2611 and encodes 841 amino acids. NCBI's taxonomy places the organism in Eukaryota, Fungi, Ascomycota, Eurotiomycetes, Eurotiales, Aspergillaceae.